Molecule: messenger RNA, 1576 nt
Organism: Gadus macrocephalus (Pacific cod)
Lineage: Eukaryota; Metazoa; Chordata; Actinopteri; Gadiformes; Gadidae
Exons: 7
Coding region: 623-1438 (271 amino acids)
Source: RefSeq, a predicted model, not a curated record
UUCAUUUUAAGUAGGGGAUACAUAUUUUGGCAGGUCGAAAUUAUACAAUCUGACAAAAUAUGUGUCCCCCUAUAACAUUGUCUAGAGAAGAAGAAUCAUGUAUAUUCUUCCUUAUUCCUCAUUCCUCAAGGCACCGUCCAUAAGGCCCUACUAAUAAGAAUGGGUUCUUCAGUGAUUAAUAGCCUACAGUGGCGGUUUUAGUCACGGGUGAACGGGCGGCAUUCUUUCAUGAAACGUGGUGCCACGAGAAGUCCAAAAAAUAAAAAUCAUCUGUGCCGCAAAGCGGUUUUCUAUGAUGCACAAUAUCAUAACAUUAUGUGGGCGGGGGUAUUGGUAUAUUGACGUCGUCUGCUGCCCAGGAAGUCAAGCAGAACCUGAUCUCCACUGUGGGAGGAGAGGUCACCAUACCUGAGUUGUGGAUUUCUUGUGAAAGAUAGUCUUGUGAUCGCUCUAGUGAGAGAUAGGGUGUUGGAAAUAGAUGAUGAAGGUUUCCUGGACAGAGUGUCCUGGGACGGAGACACUGGGCGGUUCACCAUAAGAAGACUGCAGAGCAACAAUUCAGGGAUUAAAUUCUGUUAAUCAAGGAGGAAAAUCUGAAUCAUUCAAGCUGAGUGUUUAUGUGAUGACGUCAUCUGCUGACCAGGAAGUCAAGCAGAACCUGAUCUCCACUGUGGGGGGAGAGGUCACCAUACCUGUGCCUGUCAAGAGUCGUGGAUUUCUUUUGAAAAAAGAAGUUCUUAUCGCUGAAGUGAAAGAUAGUGUGUUGGAGUUAGAAAAUGAUGAUUUCCUGAACCGAACUUCCUGGGACCGAGCCACUGGCCUGUUCACUCUAAGAAGACUGCAGAGCAAGGAUUCAGGGGAUUAUGCUGUUAAUGUUAUUGUGACUUUUGUAUCAUUCAAGCUGAGUGUUUAUGAUGCCGUCCUGGAGCCCGGUGUCACCGUAACGUCUGUGAGCAGCGAGGGCUGCGACCUGCUGUGUGCUGUGGACCAACUGAGUGGAGGGACUCUCUCCUGGUAUCAAGGAGAGAAGCUGGUGAACCAGAGCAGCACCCAGCGCUUUCUCCCUCUGACCGUGGACAGGCUGGGUCUCCGGUCCUCCUACCGCUGUGUGUCUGCCAACCCUGCUGGUAACCUCACCCGGUCAGUCGACGCUAAGACGUCCUGCCCAGUAGAACAACUCACUGGUGACGAAGUUGAAGGGAAGCAUAACAGGCUGAACCAGAUUGUGAUUCCCAUCGUCUCUGUUAUGGUCCUCCUAUCCAUUUGUGUCAUCGUAAUAUUUGUUGUGAAGAGGAGGAAGGCAGGCACACAUCUCCAAGCUUCAAUCCUAUCGGCCCAAGACGUAACACCAAAGGAGGAGGCUGUUCAGGAAAACACGUUGUACGAUCUGCUGCAGGCUCCCCGCAUCGUUAAUCGGACCGCUGCAGAGCGCACCUGAAGCUCACGAGAAGGAGCUUAACAAGGCCGCUACAACACGCCCCUCAGAUGCAACCCGCUGCAGGUUCAUCGCAUCGCUGCCCCGACCGCCACAGAGCGCGCUUGAAGCAAACAAGAACCAAAAGGACUUAAAUAUGGC